AUGUUAAUAUCGAUUAAACCGACAUAUUACGUAUUAUGCAGUAAUUUAAAUCCAAAAAAUGAAGCUAAUAAAUAUAAUUUAGAAUAACUAACUAUGAAUCUAGAUCAAUAUUAAUCUACAGAAGAGAAUUGGUCUCAAUAAUCUUGGAAUGAAAAUGAGUUAUUUGAUAUUUCAUCUUCUCCAAUACAGUUUGGUCGUUAAACCCUCAAGAUUAAAUAUGAUAAUAACUUAAACUAUUUAGAUUUUCGUAGUUAGAUCUAAUAGGUUGAAUAACUUUCAGAAGAUCAGGAUUGUAAUCUAAUUUCUAUCGAUUCUGUAAUUCCUUAAACAAUAAAUAAGAUCAAAAAGAAUAAGAAAAUUAAAAACAAAACAAUUACAAAUUUAUAUAAAGAAAUAUUUUAAAGAAUUAUUGACAACACGAAGUCUAAAUAAGAAGCCCUUCAAAAAUUAUAGUAGUGUUAGAAUAUGAAAGUCAUGAUAGAUGAAUUGGAAAGUUCUUUGAUGAAAAUUAAGCAUGUUCUUCUUCUGACAACUAAAACUAAUGAAUGCUGA
Molecule: messenger RNA, 552 nt
Organism: Paramecium tetraurelia
Lineage: Eukaryota; Ciliophora; Oligohymenophorea; Peniculida; Parameciidae
Exons: 1
Source: RefSeq, a predicted model, not a curated record